Messenger RNA from Diversispora eburnea, 1488 nucleotides. The record is from the annotation of a GenBank genome assembly. NCBI's taxonomy places the organism in Eukaryota, Fungi, Glomeromycota, Glomeromycetes, Diversisporales, Diversisporaceae.
AUGGCAAAUAGAAUUUCCACGGAAUUAUUGAUUAUGAUUUUAAAAAAUGUUCAAUCGUCUCAUUCAACUCAAGAUUUGUAUUCAUCAUUAUUCGUUAAUCGAAUCUGGUGUAAAGUUACUAUACCAAUACUUUGGGAAUUACCUUUCGGUCAAGAAACAGUGUUUUAUGAGAAGAAAGCAUUAUGUAUUCGAACAUAUUUGUCAUGUAUGGAUACUCAAGCUAGAAAUAUACUCAUUCAAAAUGGACUUGAUUUAUCAUCAUCACCACCUCAAACCACUUUUGAUUAUCCAUCAUUCACUCAUAAAUUUAUAAUUAAUAAUUUAGUUUAUUUUAUUUCUAUAUAUUCACGAAAAAUUAUUCGUUCUUAUCCAGUUGAUAAUGAGGGAAUAUUAUUUCGUGAGAUAUUUAAAUUAAUAAAUAAACGUUGUAAAUUUAUGAUUUCUUUUAAAAUAACUGGAGUUCCCAUAAAAUUUUCUCAAGAGCUGCUAAAUUAUAGUGAUUUAAUUGGUUCGAUUCUCAAGUUACCUAGUGCCUCAAAAGUAUUUAAGAAAUUAAAAAGUUUUACUUCGAAAAUUAUAUAUAAUGAACAAAUUCGUCCAUUAUAUGAAUCAUUAGCAUUAAUUUGUGAUAAUAUUUUAAAUAUGGAUUUGUUAUUGAACUCAUAUUCUCAAGUGAAAUUAGUAGCAAAACUUAUUAGCGUCCAAAAACGAUUAGAAAAUCUAUCAAUUAACUAUAGUCAAGACUGUAAUUCAUUAUUAUGGGCUAUCAUUGGUCAAAAAGAAACAUUAAAAAGACUUCGUUUAUAUUCAGUAAAUUUUUGUCAAUUCGAGCGGAAAUCAUCACCAAUUGGACAAUUUAUUUCACUUCAAGAGCUUAGUAUUUGUAAAUGUUCUGGAUUACGUAACUCGAAUUGUUUAUUCUUGGCUUCAUCAUUUACUCAUUUAAAUAGUUUUCAUUAUACUCAUUCAUUUUAUGUAAAGACUGCAUAUCCUCAAGAAUUUAUUAUAAAAAUUCUCGAAGCAGCCAAUACAAAUUUAAAAAAUAUUUAUCUAGAUUUAUAUUCCGCAAUUACACUUGAAAUAUUUUCAACAAUUUUAAAUUAUUGUACAAGGAUUACAGAAUUAUCUUUAUAUUAUUUAAGCUCUGAACAAGUAAUAGCAAUUUUUAAUAAUAAUAUUAAUGAAUUGAGAAGAUUUUCAUUUGAUUGUGGAAAAGGAUUUGAUGUUAAUGAAUUAUUAUGUCAAAUGGCUAAAAAUGUACCUGAAUCACUUGAAACUAUUGAAUUUAGAAUGUAUCAUGCAUGGAUAUUUAAUGCUAAUAGUUUAAGAAAGUUUUUUGAAGGAUGGUGUUGUAAAGGAAGAGGAAGAAAUAAAAUGAUUAUUGUAAAACGCACACCAGCGCGACUAUUUAGAUUAAGUGAUGAACAUUACAAAGUUAUUGAAGAAUAUGGAGUUCAAUUUGCUAUAGAAGAACAAUAUUCCAAAUAA